GCAACCUCGGCGCGGUCACAGGGCAGUGUCGGGAGUGGGCGUCAAAAUCCGUCUCCCCCCCCUCCUUAUCUCAAAUCCGACUCACGUUUUCAAUCGCUACACAAGCGAGAGUCCGCUCAGUUCGCGAAAUCUCGCCCCGGGGUUAAAGAUGACGGAAAGCGCCGCGACGAAGCUGUUGAACGGCGACGCCUGCCGCCGGACGCUGAAUAGGAAAAGCCCGAGUAAAAAUGGCUACGUGAAGAACCACUGUCUAUUCCAGCAGUCACAGAAGUGCCGUCGCUCCGGGGACAAGCUUUCCUUUCUUGUUCCCCAGAGGCAAAAUGCCACUCACAAUCCCAGUUUGUACAAGAAGCCCUUCGUGGAGUCGUUCGAGGAGACGCCUCUGCUGGUGGCCGUGCUCACCUACAUGGGCUACGGCAUCCUCACCGUCUUCGGCUACCUCAGAGACUUCCUCCGCCACUGGAACAUCGAGAAGUGCCACGUGGCGAGAGAGAGAGACGAGCAGAAGGAUUUUGUCCCCCUCUACCAGGACUUCGAAAACUUCUACACCAGGAACCUGUACAUGAGGAUCCGGGACAACUGGAACCGCCCCAUCUGCAGCGUCCCCGGAGCCAAGAUGGACCUCGUGGAGAGAGUCACCCACAACUACAACUGGACGUUCGAGCACACCGGCAAGGUGGUGAAGGACGUCAUCAAUAUGGGGUCGUACAACUACCUGGGCUUUGCUGAGAACACCGGCACUUGUGCUGAUGCUGCCAUUGAAACCACACAGAAGUAUGGCGUCGGAGUGGGAAGCACCCGCUCUGAGAUGGGCAACCUGGAUAUCCACGAGGAGAUGGAAGAGUUGGUUGCCAGAUUUCUGGGCGUCGAGUCGUCCAUGACCUUCGGAAUGGGCUUCGCAACCAACUCCAUGAACAUUCCUGCUCUCACUGGGAAGGGUUGUCUCAUCCUAAGCGACGAGCUGAACCACGCCUCUCUGGUGCUGGGCGCGCGGCUGUCGGGCUCUACAAUCCGAGUCUUCAAACACAACAACAUGCAAAGCCUCGAGAAGCUGCUGAGAGAUGCUAUUGUGCAUGGGCAGCCCAGAACCCACAGACCCUGGAAGAAGAUUCUUAUUGUAGUGGAGGGCAUUUACAGCAUGGAGGGGUCCAUCGUGCGUCUGCCUGAGGUCAUCGCCCUGAAGAAGCGCUACAAGGCGUACCUGUACCUGGACGAGGCUCACAGCAUCGGUGCUCUGGGACCCGGCGGCAGAGGCGUCGUGGACUACUUCGGCCUGGAUCCCAAGGACGUUGACAUCAUGAUGGGAACGUUCACAAAGAGCUUCGGGGCGGCUGGCGGAUACAUUGGAGGCAAAAAGGAGCUGAUCGACUACCUGCGCAGCUACUCUCACAGUGCUCUCUACGCCACCUCCAUGUCCCCUCCUGUGGCCCAGCAGAUAAUCACCUCCAUGAAGAUCAUUAUGGGAGAAGAUGGAACCACGCUGGGAGCCGAUCGCCUCAAACAGCUUUCAGAGAACACCAACUACUUCCGCAGAAGACUCCGCGAGAUGGGUUUCAUCAUCUACGGCAACGAUGACUCGCCCGUUGUGCCCCUGAUGCUGUACAUGCCUGCCAAAAUCGGGGCUUUCGGCAGAGAGAUGUUGAAGAGGAACAUUGGCACCGUGGUUGUCGGCUUCCCAGCGACGCCUAUCAUCGAGUCAAGAGCACGCUUCUGUGUUUCAGCUGCUCACACCAGAGAAAUGCUCGAUACAGCACUGGAGGCCAUUAGUGAAGUGGGCGACCUGCUGCAGCUGAAGUACUCCAGACGGGAACAAGCUCUUUCCUCUCUGGGAUGGAUGGCUGAAGAGAGCCUUCUCCAGGACUGAACCAGCUCCGUCUGUCCUCCUUCACCCUCACUGUACACCACAUCCCUUUUUUAUAUAUCCGUUAGUCUAAUAACACUUCCUCGUACCUCGUUUUUGCUUUGAGCCAGUCUCGCCACUCGGCUGCUCUGUAGCUUCUUCUACGAGACGCUCGCGCACUGCAGUCUGUGACCUGUCCCGCUUAUUCAGCCUCACCAAAAUCGACAACGCAUCCAAGGCUGCAAACUGCUCCCACAGCUUUUUUUUUUCUCACUUGCUCUCACGUCAUGUCUUAAUCCUGAACGCACAGUGAAUAUAUGUUUUAUUUGUGCAAUAUAAAAAGAAAAAAAAAGUUGAGAUUUCAAGAAGGCUUUAGCAAAGUAGGCAGAGGUGUAUUUUGAGCACUUGUAGGGGGGAGGGGGGGUCCUGAUCUCAGACUAUUGUAUGUGGAAAACAUGAUGUAUGUAAAUAUUAUUUAUCACAAUGGUUGUAAUUCUGCCCUAUAGGGGUAGCACCCAGACCUCAAAGACAAGCGUGUUAUUUCGCACAUGAUCCCCGUGUUGCUGAUCUGAUUGCUCCCCACCGGUCACCUCUUUAUGCAGAGUCUUUUUUUAUUUGUUUCCCUAACCAAAGGUUGCAUAUGUAUAGAUAUAUUUUCUACCAUUUUUCUUGAAAUGCAAAGCAGAUGUUUCCAAAAGAAAAGAAAAAAAAGAACACACACACAGAGAACGGGGCGGAAAAAGAAAAUCCAGGGAACAAGACUGACAGAUAUUUUUUUACUGCUCAUUUUCUAUUAAUAGUCUGCGGCCUAUUUUACUGUUUACACCUGCACUCAAACGUUUGAGCCUAGUGUCUUUAACAUUUCUCUAAGGCGAUGAGCUACAUGUGGUGAUUUGUAUGUUUUUGUUUUUUUUUGUUUUCCAUUUCUGCUCACUGAAGUGCUUUUACGCGAACGGCUGAUCAGAGCAUGACGACACGCUGUAACUUCAAUCUGUAUGCAUGACGAUGCUGCUUCCCAACUCAUCCGAUGUACAGAGCAAUUUAUUUAUUUAAAAAAAAAAGUUAUUAUCUUUUUGUCUGUUUUUUUUUUUUUUAAAAGGCAGCUCUAAAAUGUGCUACAGUUGAGAGGAUAUAUAUUUUAAUCAGUUACAUGUAUUAACAUUCGCACUCUACCGCUGAGAGGCGUUUUUAAAUGCCUGAAUGACGCUGGUAGGAACGUUUAUCUAUCUAUAAAUAUAUAUGCAUACUCUGAAUGUUUUUUUUAUUUAUUUUUUUUUCACCAUGAUUUAAAUUUUAUGUUGAUCCUCUGAAAACAGCAUUGCAUAGUCGCCUUGCUUUCAGUCUGUAGUUGUAGUUUUGGUCUCAGUUUUUUUUCGGUACACUGUCCACUGUCCAGCAUUUCUUUGUGUUUUCAUGUUCCAUAACUACUGAUUUCAACUUAAGGGGGCGGUUGUUGGUCAGACAGUCGUGUAUUGUUUGCCAAUGUGUCCGUUAAUGCCGAUAAAACUCUACAAACAUCAAA
This is a messenger RNA of Fundulus heteroclitus (mummichog), 3362 nucleotides long. Its product is annotated as serine palmitoyltransferase 2. Lineage: Eukaryota; Metazoa; Chordata; Actinopteri; Cyprinodontiformes; Fundulidae. The coding region runs from base 149 to 1864 and encodes 571 amino acids. The record is from RefSeq and is a predicted model, not a curated record. Gene Ontology annotation, molecular function: serine C-palmitoyltransferase activity; pyridoxal phosphate binding. The transcript has 12 exons. Gene Ontology annotation, biological process: ceramide biosynthetic process; sphingosine biosynthetic process. Gene Ontology annotation, cellular component: serine palmitoyltransferase complex.